Molecule: messenger RNA, 3629 nt
Organism: Pseudo-nitzschia multistriata
Lineage: Eukaryota; Bacillariophyta; Bacillariophyceae; Bacillariales; Bacillariaceae
Source: the annotation of a GenBank genome assembly
AACACUACCGGUACGCACGGCAGUUUACAAGGUAUUUCUUUCAGAACCAGCACAGAACAGCUUCUCUAAGCUCGAAGAAAUCAGAUUCGCAAGCUUCGUGGCAAAAAAGCGCAAACCUAUCUAGCUUUGCAUCAACAACCAUGGCAGCUUUGAUUCGGCCAAAGAGCGCCACCUAUGAAGUUCAUGAAAAUGUGACAGUGGAUACUCUUGGUAAGUUGCGAACAAUUUGAAUUCGCCCGAGAUGAGCAAGCAUUAUGCGCGGRCUAUCAUUCAUUCAUGGUCGUUCGUUUGAUUGGCCAAUUGAAAAACUUUCCCCUCCAUAUGUUUUGUUUGUUCGUGGCAUUGAUUCUGACAAGCAUUCAAUUUUUGUGCAUGUUUUUUUGGGAACCAUUUUGUUCAGACAAUGAAGACCAUACAUUCUGGUACGUUGAAAAUGAACGACAUCUAGAUUCAAUAUUUCUGGCGUCYGGAUCUAGUUUUCCGGCCGGCUUCAGACAUUCCGUCGACAUGCACAGAAAAGAAGACGCAGAUUGGACAUUCUUCCUGCAAUCAACAGGUUAUGGCUUCAUUUAUUCUGACAUGUUCUUUUUCGAUUUUUGACGACGUUAUCUCUCUUCUUUUCUGUUCAUGCAAUUUCAACAUGGACAUAGCGGUAUCAUGUUCCCAAUAAAAUGCAAAGAUCUCUUGCCUAUAGAUCACUUGGUCAUUACUUCUGUAGCUGUUCGUGGACACCUUGGUCCCCUUACCGUUUGGGUGAGCAAUGCUGACGCAAAUGUUGGGAAAGGACAUCGUAGCAGCAGGCGCCCCGGAAAUGUUUUACGUCGCCGAGGCGGACGUGAAGAUUUUGUAGCUAACGACGACUACCGCAUUCCAUUGCAUCCGAGUUCAUGGACAAAGUUGUAUGAUAGAACGCACAAACCCUGUCCACGCGGUCAUUACACCGAGCUUGUUUUUGACGAACCCGUGCGUCUAAAACCGGGUGAAAUGCGUGCAUUUUAUAUCCAUUCAACCCUUCCUGGAGAUCAAGCGAUCGUUUACGAUAACUCAUACUAUGGAGAUUCUGGUCGGCGGUACAACGAUGAUAAACUUUCUAUUUUGACAGGGCGAGCCCAUGUUUCCACUACUUGUUUCGGGCAAGAUCCUAUAUGGGGUUGGGGUAAUGCCUGGCGCGAUAGACGAGAAUUUGUCGGACGGUUGGCUUACGGGACGGUCUACAAACUCUGGAACCCCGAGGUGUCGCCCAAGUUUGGAACUCGCUUUCAAGAUGGAACGAGAGCGCUUCUUUUGUGUCAAAGACGGUGGGAAUCUCCAGUAAGCGCCCUUCCCGACGAAGCCAUCUAUUAUAUUUUGAAUAUGUGCCCAUGGGAUUGGUUCGAAGACAGCACAAAUACGAUGAAAGAUAGAAGGAAGCUAGAAAGGGCAAGAAAAAGGCUCAUCCUUGCACAACRGCAGUAUGACCAAGAGCAAAAAAAGGCUGUGGCCUCUACGACUGCGUUUGCUUCGAAAAGUGAUGACGGGGAUGCGAAACCCUGCACAAUGGGUGGUGUUUGUACUCGAACUAUUCAUAAUCAGGCUGCAGGCACGACAGGUGUAGCACAUGGUGGAAAGAGCACUGGCUUAGAAGAUAGCGAAGAAGAUGCAGAUGAAUCCUAUGACAUGAAGGACAGCGACGAGGAAGAUAAUGACGUCGACGACCAUAGCAUGGAUGAUGAUCGAGAGAUGAAUACCGAUGAGGAUGUGGAUGAUGAUGAAGAAGAUGAAUCCUUUAGCAACGAUUCAUCCGAUGAUGACGAUCAUUAUCACAAUGCAAAUCGACGUGUUUUCGGCUUCCACUAUGUCGAUUCCGAUGACGAAGAGAAUGAUGGCCAAGAACACCGAGAUCCUCAUUCACCAAGAACGCAUUGGCUACGACGCCAGAUUGCAAGGGUUCAUGUGCUUCGAGCUCUUGCUUCUAUGGAAGAUCAAGCAUUCGAGCAUUCUCUGUAGGUUUUGAAUUAUUUGAGUCCGAUGUUCAUUGUUGCAAAAGUUAGCGUUCAUGAUGAGCUGAAAAUGAUUUGAUUGUAACCAAAUUCUUAAAGUACUGAAGCUUCUUUAGUAGUAGUAAAACAUAAAAUAUUAUAUGUUUUUCUAGUCAGGCUCAGUCGAUCCUUAUGGUUUACAUUUCGUUGUAGCAAAUUUAUUUUAUGUCAUUCUUGAAAAUAUAAAUAAUGAAUCAUCGUAAAUGCAUCGGGCUUUGCAAGGCAUGGUUGUUAUCGUUAUCAACUCAUACUUCGGGAGUAACUCUAUCGAGAUUUAAUGUUUCUAUAGGUUGCCGUCACUGAAAUUGUCUUCAUUUGAACUGUCGUCACUGAGAUCAUGAUUCUUGAUCCAUAGACCAUCUUCUAACAUCCAUUUAAAUGGUUUUGAUGGUGCGGUUUUGCCCCAUUCACUUCGAGGAAGAGGAUUAUGGAUUUUCUGUCUCAUUUGACUUGCCCAGGCUUCAACCAAAGAAAAGCUUUGACCUCCAAAUGAGUGACGCAUUUGAUUCAAACGAUUAUAGAAUUCCACUAAUCUGCCAUCAUCAUGCUCUUCCAUGUGAGAUUCUUUCCAAUCUUCACUCUGCAAAGCCUGGAGAUCUGCCAUGCUGUUGCGGACGGCGUUCCGCACAUGAACAUAAGCGACACGAGCAAGAUACAUUCGAAAAACGGAAUUCAGCCUCACGGCAGCUCUGGAUUGUUGUCGGCUUCGUAGUCUCUCCAACGAUUCAAAAGCCUUGUGUCUCAGAAAAACCUUAGUCUUUCCCAUCUGGACUCCAAGCUGUGCCGAUUCGGAAGUAGUUCCACCAAUGUUCUUCGAAAAGGAACUACGCCUUUCAAUCUUUGCUGGAGGCCGGGAGUCUGAUGACGCCUUUUUGUCCCAGAUCGACGUGUCUCUACUAGUAUUGCUUCCCCUCCUUCCCCACGAUGGAGGAGCGGACGUAACUUGAUGUUUGUAAACUUUCGCUUGUGCUGAGGAACUGCUGGCUGCCGAUAUCGAUGUCGUAUUGGCACUGUUCUUCUCAUUCUCGUCGUUAUCAUCACUCUUCAUGCCUUCUUGCAACAAUGAACACAAGUGCUUUACCAAUGUCGUACAGGAGGACAAGGAUCCGGCGGAAGCAGUAGACUUGUUGGCACAAGAGUUGUCAUUACUUGGUGCAGGGUUAUGUGUCGCUCCUGAGAAAAACUUCUUUCUUGGCUGGACGCUUCCUACGAUUCUUUGUUGCGGUUUCGAAGUUUUCAAUGCGUCCCAGCCCAAGCACCUGUAACGGCGAAGGAAAUCUUCGUGGGAAUAAUGAUUUGAGUAACCGGCUCUGGCGACACGGACGGCCUCCAGAAUACCUCCGCAACUCAAUUGAUCGGCUAUCGCAGCUUUAUCAAAGUUGUCGGGUACAAGCUGAUCAUUUGGUUUGAGACAUCUGACAUAGUGCGGUGACAUUACAUCGAUUUUUUCUCGCAACCUUUUCAAUUGUCGUCGGAAUUGUCCUCCAACAGUCGACCCCUUACCACGACUCUUCAUACCUAGUCCAUCAGAAAAACUUGUGUUAAGACUACGUUCCUCCGAUGAAUUCUCCAUCAGACUCGCUAGCAAGCGAAUAAAAGGGUUGAAACUCA